Molecule: messenger RNA, 6561 nt
Organism: Toxotes jaculatrix (banded archerfish)
Lineage: Eukaryota; Metazoa; Chordata; Actinopteri; Toxotidae
Gene: wbp1
Product: WW domain binding protein 1
Exons: 4
Coding region: 179-1048 (289 amino acids)
Source: RefSeq, a predicted model, not a curated record
UCCGUUUCAUAUUUCCACCAGUGGACUGUUUCUGAGUCGAGGAAAAACAAAAACACGUCUGAGUGCGAGAGGCUGAACCGUUAACCAGCGUCAGCCACCUGCAGUCACCUCGACAAGCCGUCGAUUCGACCGACUGCUAUAUGAUUCCCGUCGUGUUAACGGCCGACGACCCAGAAAGAUGCCGCAGAAAGCACUGGGAUCCAUUGUAGGUCUUCUCUCUACCGGGACCUGUCUGGUGCAGGCGAAGGAGUUCUGUUUUGGGGUAAAUAAUGAACAGUACCGCUGUGAGAUGGGGUACUGCUGUGGAGAGACAGAGUGUUGCACCUACUACUACGAGCUCUGGUGGUUCUGGUUAGUAUGGACCUUGAUCAUCAUGCUGAGCUGCUGCUGUGCCUACCGUCACCGGAGGGUUAAGAUGCGCCUGCAGCAGGAACAGCGCCAACGUGAGAUCAGCCUCAUGGCCUACCAAGGAGCCUCUAGCUCCUUCAUUUCCCCUCCACCACUCAAUCUAAGGUUCUGGAAUGACUGCAAGCUUCCUGACUAUGAAGAGGUGGUAGGUCACCCCCCAACACCACCCCCUCCUUACUCUGAAAACCCUCCUGAAUCUGCUCCAGCACUCCCUCAACAACUGCGCCAGCCAGACGCUGCCUCAGUUUCACAACCACUGGCUGAGGCAGACCCAAGGAUGAACAGUCAGGCCUCAGGCUCAUCAUCAGAACAGGAAGCAGUGUCGAUGCCGAUCCAAGCACAGUGUCUGGAAGAGGAAAACGUGGAGGCGUCAUUGAUGGCAGCAGAGGAGGAUGAGGAACUCGUCACUCGGCGUCGGCAUGUGACCGGCGACUCAGGGAUUGAGGUGUGCGUUUGCCAGCUGGAUGUAGACGAGGGCUCAGGGCUUGAGGAGGAAAGCGACGAGGAGCACCGGAUGUGCAAGGUCACUGGCGGGGACUGCUGCUCUGGGCAUCAGCAGCAAACCUUCAGACAGAAGGAGCAUACCUCUGAGCUGCCCAGCCAGACCGCCAGCACCAGCACUGGAGACCACAUGGUGUGAUCCAAAGCGCAACUAACCAGCUAAUCAGUGCGGCUUUCUGCUUCACACAUGGUGAUAUGAGAUAGCUGUUGCCAUCAUCAUCACCACGGGCACUGUCUGUGUUUUAAUUCUUUGAACUAACACAUAGGCAUGACGUUAAGAUGAUGAUGAUAACUACUCUGUAAUGGCUCCUGAUUAGGAAAGAUGAAUAACACAUUAUGUGGACAAGCUCCUGGCUUAAUUUUUUUUUUUUUUUUGGGCUUUGCUUUUCCUUCGUGGGGAAACCAGCAAAUACAUGUUGAUGUACCAUUUGGUAUGUUUUUUCUUAGUGUUAAGUGAGAGAAUGUCAUUGGGUAGUGAGAAGGCAGCAAUUGAUUGUGACCGAAAUCUGAAUUGACGAUUUCCCUUGCUCCUAUCCUGUCCUGGAGCACUGUCGUCAUGUUUCCGUUUCUGUCUCGCUGCUCUCCUUGGUCAGAAUAUUUCCGGCCAUCCUUCCAUCAGACACUGUACCUCUGGUGGGAUGGUCAGCUAGGAGCAUACCAACACGGUCAGCAUUUCUCCCCUGUUCCCACUAAGACUAAGCAGAGGAGUCAAAACCAACCUCUUGAAUAAGUUAAGAUGAUACUGGAUGAAUUGACAUGAGCACACACAUUGUGCCGCCCCCACCCCCCGCAACCCAAAAGCUGUAUGUGAGUGAGAGUUUAUGUGUGUGCUGUGAAAUCUAGGGCACAGCUGCAUGGUGAUGUCACCUCUGAGGUCAUGGCACCCGGCGUCUGGUGUCCUAUGGUCUGUGGGAUGUUUCGCAUCUAGAUUGAGGGGACACUAAACACCCACAAAUAACAGAGGCAGAGGCAUGGAAGAGUUGAGUUUUUUUUUUUUUUUAUCAUACGUCAUACACCCUCCCUCCAGCACUUUUUCCUUUUGUGAUAUCCGUACUCUGGUCUCCACAGCUCUGUGGGCACCAGUUAAAAUGACUGUAGAAAAGGAGUGAUCCUCUUUGUAAGAUUUAUCGAUUGUGUGCAUGUGAUAUCCCCACUUUGGUUUCUGGCUGCAUUUAAUUGAUAGUUAUCUCAAAGAGGGCUAUGCCACCAGAAUUUUUAAAUCAAUAAAAAGCCUUGUGGUGGUUAUCUGUUAGCGUUAUGUUAGAGUGAGUGUAUUUCUCAGUAUAUAGUUUGGGUGUUCAUAACGAAGGAUGUACUUGCUUUUGUUUUUUUUGUUUCAUAACCAGCUGUGCUUCAGUAAAUGCCACAGGUGUCACUGUUAAUUGCAACAAAGCUCUUGAUGGGGAGCUGCUAGAGUUGGGAAAUAGUGAUUUGGUGUUUUAGUGCAGUAGGGAAGGUUAGUGUGUGUAUAUUUGUAAAGUGCUGUAGUACCUGGUUCAAAUGCUUACUCAGCACGGAGGUGGAUUAACAAUUAAAGCACUGGUUUUUGCAUGAGGCAUGAAUCUCUGUGUUUAUAUUUGAGUUAAUUAGCAUUUUAUAGCAGUUGUGCUACCUGCUUUGCUCAUUUGUUUGUCAGAAUGAUGUUGGGCUACAGUGGCUACACAACUCCGUACCCAGGUGUUGGGGAAAAGAAGUGGAAUGAGGUUUAAGUUCAGAUGCCCCGAGUUUCAUUGUCUUGUUCCGACUGUGUGUGCCAUGCUAUGGUGGUACGCAGUGCUGGUAAUUAGUUAGCUGGUGCUGUCUUGGCUCUCUGUGGCCCCUGUAGCUUUUGGCAGUGUGAAGGAUUUGCAGUGGUAUUUUCCAUUGGCAGCAGAGAGUGGGUGCAUUAGAACGUUGAAGUGGAUGCAGGCAGGCAGGCAGGAUGCAGACUGCUCCGUAGUCCGGUCAGUGGUGGCACAACUGCAGAAUCUAUUGUGAUUAACAGCAUGUUGCUCUGCCUUGCACGCUGCUUGCCCAGUAUAGUACGUAUUCAAAGCAUAGCAGUCGAACUGGGUGUUGUUAGAUAGGAAAACAACCGCAAAACAAAAUUGUUAUUUGUUACAAGACAAAAGUCUGUGCAGGACGAGCAGUAACUGAUAAGUCAGUAAAUGUUUCAUUGAGAAUUUAGUUUGGAACAAUGUUCAGCAACUUUAAAUUUGUCUGCUCUGAUGCUGUGUGACAAAAUGGGCACCGUGUAAAAGGCUCAGGUCAGUCAUUCUGCUUCUCACCAGCACACACGCUCACAAAGCACUGCUCCAUCACUGUCGUGAAAAUGUUCAUCAGAAUGCCCCAAAUAGACAAACUCUGUGCUUGUUGGACAUAUUUAUUCACACAUUAAGAUUUCUUGACAUGUCUCUUUAUUUUCAGCACUGAUUGAACUCUGACAAGAACACAUAUAGGAAAUUCUUAACAAGAUCUGACACUGGGUUCCUCUCAUAAAUGUGUAUAAUUUCGGGACCCAUGCAACUCAGUGACCCAUCACAGUGUUUGUUCUUCCCUCCCAACUAGCCGCAGCCCAAAGCUCAGUUCUGGUUGUGGUUGUGUUCCUUGUUUCUGUGCUCUACGACUUGACCUAGAGUACUGACUGUUGCAGCUAAAAUGUGGGGAAACAAUACAAGAGGGCCAGUGCACCAAAAAUGUGAAUAUUGAGUGAAACAAAAUGAAUGCACAGCUGCCUACGGAUUAAGUUAAAAGACUGUUUUGUUUCAUUAAAUAAGCCUAGUUAAUCAAACAUGCUGCUAGCCUGUUGUGCAGCACAAGUGUUAGGUUUGCAGUCCUUGUGUUGCGUAGUUGAGCAGGUGUGUAAAUAUGAAGCCAUACUAGCAUGACAAUGACCUUUUCAGAGGAGCAGUUACACUGUGUGCAUGACUGCACACCCAUUAGCAGAAGUAAUAUAAGACAUUUUUUGACCAACAAACCUCAAGCUGCCUUGCUGCAUCCCUUGCUGCAAUGUCUUGAUUAUGGAAUUGCACAAGAAAAUAUAGCCUCUGUAUGCGGAAACAGAUGUGCUACUGCCUUAUUAGAGUAGAUGUAGUUCAGUGGGUUUGUUUUGGUUUUCUUUUGAAUGGUAAUAUUUGUGUUGUUCCAAGCACGAUUGCUUCAGAGAAGGGGAGUGCUUUUGUAUCAACAUUUCAAUAUUAUCUGAGGUUGUUCCGGGAAAGUGUGCUCGCAUUGUGAGAAAAGGAUGUGGUUUAUAAACAUUUUAAAGCCACAAGAUUUGAACUCUCACAUGUUCUGUAGAAUUUUACCUACAUUGAUUUUGUAUCUGAUGGGUGGUUGUGUUGAAUUUAAAAUACUGUGUCUAGUUAGUUGUGGCACUGAUGGAAUUUGUCAAGACCAGAUGGUUGAGUUUUUGCUCACUCUGUUAUUGUUCUGUGGAUCUGGUUUCAAUUAGUUUUUGAAAGUAACUGACUCGAAAGCAUGAGGAAAAUAAGUUAAAAAAAAAAAAAAAAAUCUCAUUUCAGUUUUGUGUGGUCUCUUUGUGAUUCAUCCCAUUUGUGGUUGGAGGACAAAAAUUAAGUCCAACAAGAGAUUGCUUUUAACAUUGUUGCUAAGGUGCAGUUUUACUUAUUUGUAUACAUAUGUAGACAAAAUACCAGGGGAGGGGAGAGAUGAGGAAUGAGGGAAGGAUCGUUCCUUUUGCAUGAGUGAACUGGAGGUCCAUAGUUUUACCAUUGCCAAACAACUACUAUGCCUCCAUGGUUUUGACGUUUACCGAGAUUAAGGGCUAUAUCAGUCAUUAACUGUGGACAGGCAUCAUCCAUCCAUCCAUCCAUUUAUCCAUCCAGUUCAUGGAGUGAUUUGUUUUCUCUGAGCUGUUUAUUUAAAGCCACAGUUUCCGAAAUUUGCAAUGUGAACGUGGUCAGUGUUUGGAUGUGGACGUCCUUUAAUGUUGAGACAGCACUCAUAUUUAACUUUAGGAGAUUGUAAAUGACUGUGUAUGUUUGUUUUAUAGGCUCUUACUUUGCCUUUUUGUUUUUGUCAAACUCAGUGGAGGUGCGUGAUGCGGCAUCCCUCCAUCUCCCCUCUCCCUACUCAACCAGAAUUAUUUUCUUUACGUAACUAGUUGGCAUGUGUGGUUGUGAUGGGAGUUUUUGCUUUGCUCCAUUGGGUCUUCGUGGACUGUAACUCCACCCUCCACCAGGCUCUGUCUUGGUAACAGAAACUGUAGCCAGAUCCGUAGCUGUUUGUUUUUCUCAGCUGCACCUCUCUGCAUGUGGACCCUAGGAAACCGGAGGGCACAUCCACCCAUGCAGAAGUGUUGACAGAAUAAUCUACCAAAGUCGCUUCUAUCUUCAUCCGUUACGCGGAUCACCGCUCUGUGUGUGGCUGUUGGCAUGACGAGGGUCUGUUUGGUUUCCCACUCUCAGGGUCAUCUUUAACAAGCAGUGCUAGAGUUUUAAAUUAACACAUUUUGACCCACCAGUCUCAUAAAGCCAAAGCAGUUGUGUCAUGGUUGUUGUCUUUGUUUCUGCAUCGUACAUCUCUGUAGUGUAUUGUACUUUACUCGACUAGGCUAUGCAAAAACAUCUACCGUUAAAUGCUGCGACCCCUUUCUCACUUUCUCUGUCAUUUAUCUGUGGGCACCAGUACAAGCAAUAUAACUCUCAGUACUUGUGGCACGGCACUGUACUGUACUCUACUUUGGUUGGUCUGUGUACAUGUAAACAAAAAAACUCGUAAAAAUAUAUAUUUGUAAUGCUACUACAAGGAUGUGGUGAGUAUGUAUGCUUAGGUGUCAGCUGAGGGGCUUUGGAUUAAAAAGCCGUUCUAGUUUAUAUAUUCUUUUUUCCCUUAUUUGCUUUUUCCUGUCUGCCUCCUCAACCACUAACACUUUCUACUCCUGACUUAUUAAUAAACCACGUUAUUAAGUUGUAUAAGCCGAAGGAAAAAGUUGAAUAUAUUGUUUUUGUUGGAUGAAUUCUUAUUUGAUAACUUUAGUCUAUUCCAAACUUUUCCAUCCCUCAUAUUUGUUGCACUAAUUCAGUGUGUUGGGUUAUUCAGUUUAAACAAUUUUCUUCUUUUUCCAUCUUGAUGGUUUUUCACUGACUGAAUUUUUAACUGUUGCCUUUUAAUCCACAGUUAUGACACCAUCAGUUUUUACAUUUUUAUAUAUUAUGCAUAUGAAAGACCUCAACAUGGAACACAGUCAGCUUACAUUAGAACCAGCACACAUUAGGCAGAACAGGAAUGACUUGUGAACCGCUCAACUUUGAACUGGUGCAAGAAAAAAAGAUUCCCAUCAUCAAUGUGAUUGUUUCAGUCAGACAACCUGGAAACUCUUUGUUUUCUCAACCUUAGAUAAUACCAAACAGAUGGAGGUGCCAUGGUUGAGCUAUGUGGAUUUUUUUUUUUUUUUUUUUUGCCAAAAUGAGAAACACCCUGGUUUGAGAAGGAAGCAGGCAUCUACAAACACAGACCAGACUCUUUAUACAUUGUUUUCCUAAUAACUUUAAACAAGCCAAAAUGAGUAAAGUGGAAAAAUAGAAAAAAAAAAUUUAAAGCACUGAAUUACAGAUACAAAUGUUUUGGUUGUAGUAAGAAGUCUGCUGUGUACUCUUUGGGUCAUCAUUUGUAUUUUAUUUUUUUAAUAAAACAAACAUUGGCACUCAA